Molecule: messenger RNA, 2512 nt
Organism: Fusarium odoratissimum NRRL 54006
Lineage: Eukaryota; Fungi; Ascomycota; Sordariomycetes; Hypocreales; Nectriaceae
Product: eukaryotic peptide chain release factor subunit 1
Exons: 3
Coding region: 567-1721 (384 amino acids)
Biological process (GO): cytoplasmic translational termination
Cellular component (GO): cytosol; translation release factor complex
Molecular function (GO): translation release factor activity, codon specific; sequence-specific mRNA binding
Source: RefSeq, a predicted model, not a curated record
GUGUGCUCUGUGGUGUGUGGGUGUGGGUGCCUCACUAGGUCAUCGCUCGCUGCACGAAAAAAUCUGGCACUAACAUCCAACUUUUGGGAUCUUCAGGCUCCAGAGUCCAGUCCAGAAUUAAUAGUUCCACGACUCCCAGACUCUCGAGGAGAAAUCUCUACCGGAAGAAUACCACUCACAUACAAAGGUCUGAGCUAAGCACAGUUCAACCGCCAAAAUGAGUGACGCUCAGGCGAACGAGGCCGAGAAGAACGUGAGUCUUAUCCUCAUCCCAGCCCUCGAAUGCCCCUCUUCUUUUCUCGUGUCGUCCGUUGCCCCGCGAUCGAGAAAUUAACGUCUAGGCCAUCGACAAACCCCAAAGACAAUGGCUGACAGCAUCGUUCAAUAGAUUGAGAUCUGGAAGGUCAAGAAGCUGAUCAAGCGUCUUGAAGCCGCCAGAGGAAAUGGAACCUCAAUGAUUUCCCUCAUUAUCCGUAAGCCGUUCUCGUGAGACAAGCCCUCCCAAAACGCGCACUAACUCGUGUGUCCUUUUAGCUCCCAAGGAUCAAGUCUCUCGAGCAGCCAAGAUGUUGGCUGAAGAAUACGGUACCGCCUCCAACAUUAAAUCUCGAGUCAACAGACAGUCUGUCUUGUCCGCCAUUACCUCGACCCAGCAGCGCCUCAAGCUGUACAACAAGGUGCCCCCGAACGGUCUGGUCGUCUAUUGUGGUGAAAUCUUGACCCAGGAAGGCAAGGAGCGAAAGGUCAACAUCGAUUUCGAGCCCUUCAAGCCCAUCAACACCUCCCUCUACCUGUGCGACAACAAGUUCCACACCGAGGCUCUGGCCGAGCUGCUCGAGUCCGACCAGAAGUUUGGCUUCAUCAUCAUGGAUGGUAACGGUGCCCUGUUUGGAACUCUUAGCGGCAACACCCGUGAGGUCGUCCACAAGUUCUCUGUCGAUCUUCCCAAGAAGCACGGUCGUGGUGGUCAGUCCGCUCUCCGUUUCGCCCGUCUGCGAGAGGAGAAGCGUCACAACUACGUCCGAAAGGUUGCCGAGUUGGCUGUCCAGAACUUCAUCACUGCCGACAAGGUCAACGUCGCUGGUCUCAUUCUUGCUGGUUCCGCCGAUUUCAAGAACGAUCUCAACGCCUCCGACAUGUUCGACGGCCGUCUUGCGACCAAGGUUAUCAAGGUUGUUGACGUUUCUUAUGGUGGUGAGAACGGUUUCAACCAGGCUAUCGAGCUGUCUUCCGAGACUCUCGGCAACGUCAAGUUCAUCCAGGAGAAGAAGCUCAUCGGAAAGUACUUUGAGGAGAUUAGCCAGGACACUGGCAAGGUUUGCUACGGCAUUGAGGACACCCUCAAGGCUCUCGAGCUCGGUGCCGUCGAGACUCUGAUCGUCUUCGAGAACCUUGAGAUCACCCGCUGGGUUCUCAAAGACAGCAACGGCAGUGAGGUCAUCCUUCACACCACCAAGCAACAGGAGCAGACCAACCGUGACAAGUUCCUCGACAAGGAGACUGGCCAAGAGAUGGAAAUUGUUUCUCAGGAAUCCUUCCUGGAAUGGAUUGCGGAACACUACAAGGACUUUGGUACCACUCUUGAGUUUGUUUCUGACCGAUCCACCGAGGGCAACCAGUUCGUCAAGGGUUUCGGUGGUAUCGGCGGUCUUCUCCGCUACAAGGUCAACUUUGAGCAGCUGGCUGACUUGAGUGACGACGAUGAGUACUACGACGAUUGACCAGCGGAUCCCCUCGUUACCAGCGAGGGAUCGACUCAAGUUCAUCCGUCCAUGUACAACAACAGUGCCAUGCGCCCCGAGGCGCAGAGGUCGACCGAUGCCGCGCCGAUGUUAAUCGCCCAGCACCGCUUGGUGGAGAGGGACAGUCUCGCGCCUCUCCAUUCUUCCCGCCAGGCAUCGCGACCCAGUCCGCUUCGCACAAUGAUGACGGCUUGAGUUAUGAUAGACGGGAAUAGAGGUACAUCUCAGACCCUCCAAUUCUUGCACCUCAGGAAAUCAGAAUGUCAGGUCUAACGGCUGGUAGGCCCAACCAUUAAAAUUGAAAGAUAGCGGUGGCACGGCGGCUAGGGGAUCGAUCUUGAGGGUCAUCAUGGGUAACGCAUCAUAUCGCGACGUCCGGCCUGAAGAUUGUUGUUAUUUGAGUAGAGUCGGCGUUAGCUGGCUGCAAGGCUUGUCCCUGAUUGGGCAUAUAUAGUCAUGAGCAGGCAUUACACGCCGGGUCAACGAAAUACUAGUCGUAUGCAUGGCCAUUGUUCUGAGUUGAAGUGAAAUAAUUUGAUGUACUCCAUAUCACCCAACUGAAAACAGAGGGGGCGGAUGAAAAGAGCCUCUCCAUCCGGGGGGGGGGGGAAUAUCCAUAAAUCAGGGGGAAAUCACAUUAUACUUUACGAUUUCAUGAAAUAAGGCUUACUAGCAUUGUAUGAUAUCGUAUUAUUGAUCACCGCGUAUUUGAACAAUAUUAGCUCCAUGCCCCAUUCCGGUGUUUCUGGUCACUGUGGGGGUCCGCGGAC